CGCGUCAACACCCUGCUCGACCCUCGAGGCCCACCUGCCUGCUAGCCCUCCGACUACCGUAUCAUGCCCAAGCGACGCGAACAAGAAGAUUCUGAGGAGGAGGAGGAAGAAGAGUAUGAAGUCGAGUCGAUCAUUUCGGCGAAGGCUAAGAAAAGGGGGAAGAAACUGACUUGGUCGUACUAUGUCAAGUGGAAAGGAUACAAUGACCCAAAAGAUAACACCUGGGAGCCCGAGGAAUCGUUCGACGGCAGCGCAGACGAGAUCGUUAACAAAUUCUGGGAGCGGGUCAACCUAGGAGGACGCAAGAGGAACGUUGCAGCUGACUUCAAUCACGAUGAGCAGUUUCAUCCUACAGGACCGCCACUGAGGCGCAAGAAAUCUGCCCCGAGGCUGCAGGCAGAGCCAUCCCCUCCAACAAAACCUGUGAAGCCCACUCCUACUCCUACUCGCAAAAAUGCAACCACAGCUGCUGCCUCCCCUUCUGUCGAACCUGCGCGGCGAAAAACUGGCAGGCCUCGUAAGAGAGAUCCUUCACCCGAUUCAUCCGACGUGGAAGUGAUAGAAGACUCGGGGCCGUCAUCUCCUCGCAAGUCUUCGCGCAAGCGAAGUCGCUCCUCAAAGAACGCGGCCGACAAUAGUGUCGAUCAAAUCGUGGAACCGACACCGAAGAAGGCGAGGAGGGCAGUAGAGAAAAGGGCUACGGAACCAGAGACUUCAAGUUCGAGAAAUCGCGGCCGUCUCUCACGGGGUGAUAAGCCGUCGAAGUCGGGUGCUAAGGUCGCUGAUGAAGGAGAGGAAAUUACUCAUCAGACGGCUGAGGGUGACGACCUAUUCGGCCCAGAUGGUGAUGUGCCUAUGCCUGCUGAAGCUCCUACGAACUCAGACAUGGAGAUCGUUCCAGAUUCGACCUCACCCACACCUCCAGUUCCUGCACUCCCAGCUCACCGUGCCCGCGCAGCUAACCCGCGCGUUAAACUUCUCGAUCCUGAAGAGAUACAAGUGUCUCUGAACGGUGCUAUCUCCACCAAAGCUCGUGCCGUUACCGGUAACGGGCGGACGGCCGCCACCAACAACGCGACUGCCGGGCCAUCCGUGCCUCGUACAGAUUCUAAUCAGUCCCCGCCCAGGAAGUUUGGGCCACCGAAGCGAAAGCUUCCCAACAGGAAGGACUCGCUUCUGACUUUCGAGAAAGGUGGUCUCAAGACGCUGAAACGAGUUCCGAAAGCUGCUGAGCCUAUGCAAGAGGAUACUGCGGAAGUCCUAGAGUCUAGGAAUAGCCCUGAGGCGUUCGAUGCGAGCCUCUUCGGUUCAGACGAAGAAUCUGGUCAGCCUGGAACGUCCGUGCAGGCUCAACCGAAGCCGACAGGAAAAGAUCUGUUGGCCUUGGCUGGACACAAUGAGGCGGAUGCCAAUGAGCUACCUGAUUUCGACGAGGAGCCGGCCCCUGUGGUUGCUGAACCAGCACCGAUCCAGGAGAAGCCCGCAGCCCCUGUGAUUGUAACUAGGCCGGAUAUGUUCGCUGGUUUCAAACGACCCAGCUCGUCUAUGUUCAGUCCCUUGACCAUGGGUGGCAGCUAUUUCUCCCCGAGGGAAGAUCAAACCGACGCAUCAUUAGCACCUUUCCACAUAUUCCUCACACCCCAAGUAUCCAUGCCCAUUGAGCCAAAAGAUGUUCAUCCUACCACUCGUACCGACGGAGAAACCAUCGACGCCAUUAUGCAGGAUAUCAGACGCAAGGGAGACAAGUCGCCACCCGGAAAAUUCUACACACAAGAGCUCUCGCUUUCGAUCGUAGACACCUUGGAAAAGGCGAAGUCGCAUGCCCGUGUGACUCUCCACGAGUCAGCGAAUGACGGACACAGAGCUAUGUUCCAAUCUUUCUCUGCUCGCUUGAGUCAAGGUGGCGCGAUUGCUACGGCUUCUAUGCCACAUGUCGGGUUGAUGCUGUACUAUGCGGCAACGAACAAGCACCUCGUAGAGAAGCUGGAUGUCCCGGUAGCUCUUCGUGGGCUGGUGGACACUGUGCUCGUCUCGUACCUGCAUAUGCAAGACUUCAUGAAGUACGCGGAUCUGGCGACUAUGUAUGAGGAUGUCCGGUGGUAGGAUAGUGUUUAGUAGCGUAACACUUCUUGGUAUUCUCAGUCCUCUGCAUUGAUCGUCCCUCCUUGACAUCUGCUCUCGUCCGUUCUUAUGAGCUUACAUCCCCAUGCGUAUGAAAUGACCAUUAUUUCUUGUGCCGGCCUGAUAUCAUCCUUUGGUGUCGUUGCUCUACGUAUAUAUCUUCUUUCAUCAGACGAAACCGUUGAAGGACGAACGUAUGUCGCAAGCGCCAUGUCACAGAUUCAUAUACAAC
Messenger RNA from Stereum hirsutum FP-91666 SS1, 2353 nucleotides. RefSeq lists its product as uncharacterized. Gene Ontology annotation, molecular function: chromatin binding. The transcript has 10 exons. The coding region runs from base 64 to 2103 and encodes 679 amino acids. Lineage: Eukaryota; Fungi; Basidiomycota; Agaricomycetes; Russulales; Stereaceae. The record is from RefSeq and is a predicted model, not a curated record. Gene Ontology annotation, cellular component: pericentric heterochromatin. Gene Ontology annotation, biological process: negative regulation of transcription by RNA polymerase II; chromatin organization.